GCACGUGGACCGCGGAGCUGCUGCGCCUCGCCACAGAUCGCCGGCUCCGGGCGCGGCGACUCCAGGUACAGGGAGCGACCAAGAAGGGCAGGAGAGCGCGCCCGGGCCCGGGCCGGGCCCCAGCCGCCUCCGCCCCGCUCCGCUCCGCUCGGUUCCCGCCCCAUGGCUCCGCGGCCGCCGCCGCCCAAGCCGCCCUCCAGUCCGGAGGGGCCUCGCGGCAGCGGGUGCAAACACUCGGUUAAGGACUGAACAGCACGGCCGCCUCCUCGCGGGCCACCCCCAGCACCCUAAGGAAAACCGAGGCGGGAGAGACAGGAGGGAGGAAGCAAGAGCGAGCAGGAGCGAGCAGGAAGCAGGGCUCCGCUUGCCGCGGGACGGUCCUGCCCGGAGAAGGCUGCGCCCCGAGCCGCAGCUGGCGGAGCCGCUGGGUUGCGCCGAGCUACGGGCUGGCGGCUGCGGAGAGGCAUCUCGGUGCCCCAGGCCGGCCCCGCGCACCUGCCUGCGGCCGGCGCUCCGGACUCACCUGGCUCCCGGCGCUCCCUUCCCCAUCCCCGCCGCCGCGCCCGAGCGGGGCUCCGCGGGCCAGGAGCACUGCCGGGUCUAAUAUGCCCGGAGCCGAGGCGCGAUGAAGGAGAAGUCCAAGAAUGCGGCCAAGACCAGGAGGGAGAAGGAAAAUGGCGAGUUUUACGAGCUGGCCAAGCUGCUCCCGCUGCCAUCGGCCAUCACUUCGCAGCUGGACAAAGCGUCCAUCAUCCGACUGACCACGAGCUAUCUGAAGAUGCGCGCCGUCUUCCCCGAAGGUUUAGGAGAGGCGUGGGGACAGCCGAGCCGCGCCGGGCCCCUGGACAGCGUUGCCAAGGAGCUGGGAUCGCACUUGCUGCAGACUCUGGAUGGAUUUGUUUUUGUGGUAGCAUCUGAUGGCAAAAUCAUGUACAUAUCCGAGACCGCUUCUGUGCAUUUAGGCUUGUCCCAGGUGGAGCUGACCGGCAACAGUAUUUAUGAGUACAUCCACCCUUCCGACCACGACGAGAUGACUGCUGUCCUCACCGCCCACCAGCCUCUGCACCAUCACCUGCUCCAAGAGUACGAGAUGGAGAGGUCAUUCUUUCUUCGAAUGAAGUGUGUCUUGGCGAAAAGAAAUGCGGGCCUGACCUGCAGUGGAUACAAGGUCAUCCACUGCAGCGGCUACUUGAAGAUCAGGCAGUAUAUGCUGGACAUGUCCCUGUACGAUUCCUGCUACCAGAUCGUGGGGCUGGUGGCCGUGGGCCAGUCGCUGCCGCCCAGCGCCAUCACCGAGAUCAAGCUGCACAGUAACAUGUUCAUGUUCAGGGCCAGCCUCGACCUGAAGCUCAUAUUCCUGGACUCCAGGGUGACCGAGCUGACGGGGUACGAGCCACAGGACCUGAUCGAGAAGACCCUGUACCACCACGUGCACGGCUGCGACGUGUUCCACCUCCGCUACGCACACCACCUCCUGCUGGUGAAGGGCCAGGUCACCACCAAGUACUACCGGCUGCUGUCCCGGCGGGGCGGCUGGGUGUGGGUGCAGAGCUACGCCACCGUGGUGCACAACAGCCGCUCAUCCCGGCCCCACUGCAUCGUGAGUGUCAAUUAUGUACUCACGUAAGUCACACGUAUUUGUUUCUCUCCUUGCUCUCUCCUCCUUCCCUGUCCCGCAUCGGAUCGCUCCGAUAAGCACCAUCUCUUUCUCUCUCUCUCUCUCAAACUGUUCAUUUGUCUCCUGUUUUGUUUUUAUUUGAACAGUCUGGU
Messenger RNA from Lemur catta (Ring-tailed lemur), 1770 nucleotides. It is a transcript of the gene SIM2, whose product is annotated as SIM bHLH transcription factor 2. Gene Ontology annotation, molecular function: protein dimerization activity; DNA-binding transcription factor activity, RNA polymerase II-specific; RNA polymerase II transcription regulatory region sequence-specific DNA binding. The record is from RefSeq and is a predicted model, not a curated record. Lineage: Eukaryota; Metazoa; Chordata; Mammalia; Primates; Lemuridae. Gene Ontology annotation, cellular component: nucleus; transcription regulator complex; cytoplasm. The transcript is spliced from 8 exons. Gene Ontology annotation, biological process: regulation of transcription by RNA polymerase II. The coding region runs from base 626 to 1627 and encodes 333 amino acids.